AUGCUUGAGCUUCCUCCUCCAGUUUGCCUGGUCAUCAUCCUUAUUCCCACACUGAGACGACUCCAGGCAAAGAUGGAACCCUUGAAAAGUGCCAGCAGACUAGACUUACAGGACACUGGAAGUGACUUGUCGGAGCAGAUUAAAGCAGCCACACUGGAGGUGCAUGAGAGAGCGGAGAACACACAACUCAUGAUCUGCUUCCAGAAGGGCCAGAUCACUCGGACACAGUACAAGGUUCUGUUGUGUUCUCUGUAUGAGAUCUACACUUCGCUGGAGGAGGCUAUGGACAGAAACUCCUCUCACCCCGCUGUGGCCCCCAUCUACUUCCCUCAGGAGCUGGACCGCACAGAGGCUCUGGAAAGGGACCUGGAGGUCUUCUUAGGACCACAGUGGAGGAGCAGACUCAUCGUGCCGGCCGCCACACACCGAUACGCACAGAGGCUGCGACAGAUCGGAAAGGAAAGGCCUGAGCUGUUAGUGGCCCACGCCUACACUCGGUACCUUGGAGACCUGUCGGGGGGUCAGGUUCUGGGGAAGCUGGCUCAGAAGGCCAUGCGGCUGGACAGCGCAGACGGACUGUCGUUCUUCUCCUUCCCCGGAGUCAGCAGCGCCAACCGCUUCAAACAGCUGUACCGCAGCCGCAUGAACAGCAUCGAGCUGUCGGCGCAGCAGAGGACAGAUGUGCUGCGGGAGGCUGUGGACGCCUUUCACUUCAACAUCCAGGUGUUUGAUGACUUGCAGAAAAUGCUCACCAUGACAUCUGCAUCAGAAGAGAAACCCAAAGAGCGAGCUGAGAGAGUGACCUCCCUGAUGUCCCCAGUGCAGCUCACCCUGGGCCUUUGUGUGGGACUGCUCACUGUCGGCAUCGGACUGUACAACUAUUAG
Messenger RNA from Knipowitschia caucasica, 885 nucleotides. Lineage: Eukaryota; Metazoa; Chordata; Actinopteri; Gobiiformes; Gobiidae. The record is from the annotation of a GenBank genome assembly.